AUGGAUGACACGGAAUUCGAACUUCUGGAAACAAUCCUUUACGAUCCGCCCUCUGGUUUCUUUCUUCUGAAUCAACAUUUGGAACGUCUAACAAACUCCGCCUUAUAUUUCUCUGAAAAUUCAAAAUCUAAAGUUUUUAAGAAUUGCACGAGUUCGGAGUUUGGAAGCGUUGUCGAAAAAGAAUUACACCAAAGCGUUGAGAAGUUAGGAAAGGAAGUGAGACUGACGGUUAACAAAGAUGGAAUCAUAAAAGUCGCAAGCACUGUCCUGCCAAACUCAUCAUCUUCUGUUACCCCAGAACCGCUAAAAAUCGUUUUAGAUAAAAAAUACACUUCCUCUGACAAUAUCUUUUUGCGUCAUAAGACGACCAAUAGGAAAGCCUAUGAUGAUGCCAAGAUUCGAGCAGGUCUUCCGUUGCUUCCCGGCCCUAACCAAACGAAAGAUAAUAAUAUAUUUGACGUUUUAAUGUAUAAUGAAAAUAAUGAAAUUACAGAGUGUACAAUUUCUAAUAUUGCUGUGGAAUCCCGUGACCAAAGAUGGGAAACCCCGCAGAUUGAAUGCGGUUUAUUACCUGGUGUAAUGAGAGCCCACUUGAUGAAUAUUGGUGAAAUCACACCUAGUGUAAUUACCAUUGAAGACUUAAAAAUUGCACAGCAGGAGGGAAGAAGGAUAAAAUGUUUUAAUUCCGUCAGGAAAGAAUUUGAAGUUGUCCUGGUUGAACAAUAA
Molecule: messenger RNA, 726 nt
Organism: Acaulospora morrowiae
Lineage: Eukaryota; Fungi; Glomeromycota; Glomeromycetes; Diversisporales; Acaulosporaceae
Source: the annotation of a GenBank genome assembly